Messenger RNA from Microdochium trichocladiopsis, 1089 nucleotides. RefSeq names its product methylthioribulose-1-phosphate dehydratase. The record is from RefSeq and is a predicted model, not a curated record. The transcript is spliced from 3 exons. NCBI's taxonomy places the organism in Eukaryota, Fungi, Ascomycota, Sordariomycetes, Xylariales, Microdochiaceae. Gene Ontology annotation, molecular function: methylthioribulose 1-phosphate dehydratase activity; metal ion binding. Gene Ontology annotation, cellular component: cytoplasm. The coding region runs from base 286 to 1068 and encodes 260 amino acids.
CCCUCCUCAAAUCGAUCCAUAGUCCCGAGUUCUUCAGCACUCGCUACCGUCCUGACCGUUUCCCAUAUUGCUUCGACCAGGUCCAUAUUCGCCUGAUAUCUCGGGCAUCUUCUGACUUCAAGGGGCAAGUCAUACUCCUCAGGCCAUCAUUUUAGGCCUGCAUUCUUCCAUAGCCAGCCGAGCCAUCGCCAGAGUUUCACAUUCACCAAGCGACGUCAUUUCCGUAUUUUUUUUUCCCAAGCCGCCAGCCGCCUCCCAAACACCCAUCACAGCCCCAACAGCAACAUGGCAGACCAGACUUCAGCGGAUGGGAAUCACCACCUUGUCAAGUCGGAUGACCCCGAGCACCCCGCCAAUCUCAUCCCCUCGCUCUGCGCAAAGUUUUGGAAUCUCGGCUGGGUCACCGGCUCUGGAGGCGGCUGCUCGAUACGCAACGAUGAUCUCGUCUACCUCGCCCCCUCGGGCGUCCAAAAGGAGCUCAUGAAGGCCAGCGACAUCUACGUCCUCUCCCUCGCCGCGCAAACCGACUUCAAGAUCAGGGUGUACCUGCGCUCGCCACCCAUCUACAAGCCCUCGCAGUGCACCCCGCUCUUCCUCGCGGCCUUCACCAAGCGUGGCGCCGGCUGCUGCAUCCACACGCACUCCCAGUGGGCCGUGCUCGUCACCCUGCUGCUCGAGACGGGCGCUGCCGCCAAGGGCAGCAACAACCACCACCCGCGCCUCUUCGAGAUCAACAACAUUGAGCAGAUCAAGGGCUUCGGCAAGGGCCACGGCAAGCAGGGGAACCUGGGAUACCACGACACCCUGCGAAUCCCCGUGAUCGAGAACACCGCGCACGAGGAGGACCUGACCGAGUUCCUCGAGGCCGCGAUGGACGAGUACCCGGACACGUACGCGGUGCUGGUGCGGCGGCAUGGCGUGUACGUGUGGGGCGACAACGUGCACAAGGCCAAGACCAUGUGCGAGAGUCUCGAUUACCUCUUCCAGCUCGCCGUGGAGAUGCACAAGAUGGGCAUCCCGUGGAUCAGCGACGUUGCCGAAACCCUGCCGACUUCCAAGACGGCAUGAUUGCAUAACGCAAGGCGAUCU